AUGGCACCCCCACCUGGCUGUGGUGUGUGCGGCAAGCAAGAUGGACUUCUUCGCUGCUCUGGCUGCAAGGCUAUGAUGUACUGUGGUGUCGAACACCAGAUCGCCCACCGCAAAGAGCAUUGGUCUGCUUGCAGCGCCAUCCGAAAAAGUCGUUUUGCUAUUGAGAAGAACAGGCCAUAUGGGGCCAGCGCGACUUUCAGGACCCGCUUUUACAAGAAAUUCCAUUGUGAUCUAUGUGAUGCAAUGGGCAGUGUUAACCGCUUCGAAUCGUUCAUAGCACAGGUCGACCGCCUGAUGGAAGAAGAGAGAUUCCGUCGUGCUCCAAUUGAUGGGAGCCGCGAUGGCGACCUCGAAUCGUCCAGGGCCCGCGAGACGCCACUCUCGGCCUGA
Molecule: messenger RNA, 390 nt
Organism: Penicillium mononematosum
Lineage: Eukaryota; Fungi; Ascomycota; Eurotiomycetes; Eurotiales; Aspergillaceae
Product: zinc finger MYND domain-containing protein
Exons: 2
Coding region: 1-390 (129 amino acids)
Source: RefSeq, a predicted model, not a curated record